Messenger RNA from Anas platyrhynchos (mallard), 2828 nucleotides. The record is from RefSeq and is a predicted model, not a curated record. NCBI's taxonomy places the organism in Eukaryota, Metazoa, Chordata, Aves, Anseriformes, Anatidae.
CCCCAGGGUGGGUCGGGGCGGGCCGCCUCCUCCUCCUUCUCCUCCUCCUCCUCGCCUCAGGGCCGCUGUCCCCGCCGCCCCCUUUCUCCCCCCCGAGGCGACGAGGAGCCAAAAAUCAGGCAAAAUGAGGCAAAAAGGGGUGAUUUCGGGUGCCUCGGCGCUGCCCCGCCAGGCUGCACGCUGAGGUGGGUGCUGUCAGUUGAAGGAAUGAGUGCCAUGAGAAAAUCAGAAUGGAUUUCAGUCACCUGUCCUCUGUUCUCGCGUUCCUACUCAGAAAUGGCCUUUACUAUCCACGUCCUGUCCCAGCAGGGAUGGCAUAUCUGAAUUUGGAAUCACCUUCACCUGAAUAUCCUAGGGCUACAGAAUGGAAACAGUGAUCUUUGGAGUUUACAACUGUUACCUGUGUCAAAGAAACAGAGACUAAAAAUGAGUGUAAGAGCAGAGAAUACCUGCAGCCAUCACAGGGUGCGAGGACAUGAAAAAGACCCAACAGCAGCAAAUAAGAAGAUGUGAGCUAUGCUAUGCUCACAGUGGAAUCAUUAGGAAUUUUACCAUGAGAACAGAACGGAGUUGUUCUUUCAGCAUUUCAGUACCCAUCACCAUAUUAUCUAGGCGCCACCAUAAGAUUAAGAAGCUCUGUAGUGACAUUCUCAACAUGAUCUGCUCAGAGGUCAUUAGCAGCGCCUUUCAUACUGGCAAGGAUCGGAGGAGAGCAAGGAAGUGCGCAGCAGCAGGAGAGAAAAAGGAAAAGAGGCGAAAAGUUAUUUCGUCAGCUUUUGCUGUUGCUAGCCUGGCCCCGGCUCAAGAUGGACCUGGCUUCCCUGCACAGCUGCUUGCUCACACGGAGUACUCAGACUUUCAAAAAAUCCAUCAAGGGAACAGGAAUCUAACCUUUUUAGGGCACCCUGACAAGUGUCAGGAGUUCCCAGGAAUAGAUAUCAGUGAUACAUUAAGGAAAUUUUUUAAAAGAGGAGAACGAUUCAGAGGACCUGAAGAUGGGGCCAGAUACAGCCGCAAGGCAAGAGAAGAGUGGAGCUGGACUCUAUUUGCUCUCAGAACUUCUUCGCCCGACUCCCUGCACGUGGUUUGUCAGCGCGGGAAGAGGCUACAAGAAUGGAUCUCUGUCAUCUUAUGCUUCUCUCUGAUCUGUUUCAAUUUUUACAAUCUUCUCUUCUACUUGCGACUGGAACACACGCCCUCCAUUAUUGUUGGGAUAUUUGCAGGAGUUAUUACUGCUGACUUCCUAUCAGGAUUAUUUCACUGGGGAGCAGAUACCUGGGGAUCUGUGGAGCUACCAAUAGUCGGAAAGGCUUUCAUUAGACCCUUCAGAGAACAUCAUAUUGACCCUACAGCAAUUACCAGGCAUGAUUUCAUAGAGACCAACGGAGACAACUGCUUUAUGACGCUAGUCCCAUUGGCAAACAUGGCAUACAAAUUUGUUUCUUUUUCCCCAGAAGCAUUAUAUGAAACAUGUCCUUGGGAGUGUUAUGUCUUUGCCCUCAUCAUCUUCAUCACCAUGACGAACCAGAUUCACAAGUGGUCUCACACGUACUUUGGUCUUCCACGCUGGGUCAUAUUUCUACAGGACUGGCAUAUUAUCCUGCCACGGAAACACCACAGGAUCCACCAUGUGUCGCCUCAUGAGACGUACUUCUGCAUUACAACCGGUUGGCUGAACUAUCCGUUAGAGAAGAUAGGAUUCUGGAGAUGUUUGGAGAACAUUAUCCAAGGACUUACGGGGGAGAAGCCAAGAGCAGAUGACAUGAAAUGGGCUCAGAAAAUUAAAUGACUUUUGCCAGCCUUCUGCAGUCCUUAUCUUUGUUGCCAAUGUUUUUUGUUUUUUUUAAAAGCCAUCAGCCAAACUCAAGACCUGCAAAGAAAUAAGACUCUAAAGCACAAACUAAAAAGUGCUAACAGACUGUAAUUAAAAGAACUAAUUCUUAAAACAAUACUUGAAAUGAAGAUGAUUACUCUUACUGAGCACCUUUGUUUAGCCAUGUCGCUUACAUCUUAGAAAAUACUUCAUCACUGUAUUUCAUAAAGCUGUCAGGCAAGCCAGAAGGCAAGACAGUCACUCCAUUGGUACGUGGUGGCAUUGUAAACGUGUUGUAUCAACAUUAUUUAACACUUCAGAAAUAGCUUGUUGCCUAAGACCUAUGGGAGAAUGGUGACAACAGUUUGUCACUUCAUGUUUGAGUCCAAAUACACUGCAUGAAAACAGUGUGUCAGUACUGGAAGCCUAUAAAACCAUCACUGUUCAAUGCACUUAGUGUUUGGCAACCUUAUAGUUUCAUCUUCACUAGUAAGUAAAACUAACUGAUGUAAUGUGGAACAGACUUUGAGAAUCCCACUCCACCAGUGGGCCACGAAUCCUCAAGUGUCUUCAGUUUCCCUUAAUGUAAAAUUAUUCUACUCUCUACGUGGAAUUGAGCAAACCGUUUCUGCAUAAGCCUUCAACUGUACCUUAAGAAGCCUCUGCAGAGGGGGAGGGCACCCAGUACAACACUUGCUCGCAUUUGUUUGUGUGGAGUGCUCACUGAUGAGCUUUCUAUUAAGUGUUUCCUACCCUGACAAUAAAUGUUUAAAAUAGUUAUAGCAUUGGGCACAUUGCAAAUAGCUGUAUUCAAGAGCUCAAGGUAUCAAACUUGUAAUGUUAGAAGGGAAAUGUCAAUGACUGGUGUUUUGUUCUUUUUUUUUUUUUUAAGGUGCUUGCUUGUUUCUGUAAAUAAUAUAAAGCCUUAAUCUCUUCUGGUGUAAUGGAAUAAUAUUUUAAUGUGAUGUUUGAAUGUAUAUAAUAUAUUUAUAACAAAGCAGUUGGAUAAUACUAA